This is a messenger RNA of Indicator indicator, 3468 nucleotides long. It is a transcript of the gene ZFPM2, whose product is annotated as zinc finger protein, FOG family member 2. Bases 1 to 3468 code for a protein of 1155 amino acids. Gene Ontology annotation, biological process: cell differentiation; positive regulation of transcription by RNA polymerase II; heart development. Lineage: Eukaryota; Metazoa; Chordata; Aves; Piciformes; Indicatoridae. Gene Ontology annotation, molecular function: RNA polymerase II-specific DNA-binding transcription factor binding. The record is from RefSeq and is a predicted model, not a curated record. The transcript is spliced from 9 exons. Gene Ontology annotation, cellular component: nucleus.
AUGGUGACUCCACCCCAUGUCAAACCUAGAGUAGGAACACAUACUGUUACUUCUGGGCCCCUUGAGGAUGCUGUUGAGGAGGAAGAAGAAGAAUGCCUGUCUGAGGAAAAUGAUACUGUCUCAAAAGAAGACUUUCCAUUGGAGGAAAGCUUUUCUACAGAGUUUGAGCCUGAAAAUCUGAGCUGUGAAGAAGUGGAAUACUUUUGUAAUAAAGGCAGUGAAGAAGCCAUCCAGGAGGCAGCAGAAGCUGAUGGUGAUGCAAGGUCAGAGAAACCAGGACAGCUUGCUUUGGAGUCUGAAGAUUGGGAUGGGCCAGGGGAGUUGGAGGUGGUCCAGAAAGACGGAGAGCGCAAGAUUCAGAGCCGGCAGCAGCUUCCGGUUGGAACAAUGUGGGGACCCUUUGCUGGGAAGAUGGAUCUGAAUAAUAACACCUUGAAGACAAAGGCUUCAGUCCCUAUGGUACUGACUGGUGGCCCCAAGUGGUUAUUGGAUGUGACUUGGCAAGGAGUAGAAGACAACAAAAACAACUGCAUUGUGUACAGCAAAGGAGGGCAGCUUUGGUGUACCACAACCAAGGCCAUCUCAGAGGGUGAAGAGCUGAUUGCCUUUGUGGUGGAUUUUGACUCAAGGCUGCAAGCUGCUAGUCAGAUGACUCUCACAGAAGGGAUGUAUCCUGCACGGCUGCUGGACUCAAUACAGUUGCUCCCUCAACAGGCUGCAAUGGCAUCUAUUUUGCCAACAGCUAUUGUGAACAAGGACAUAUUCCCUUGCAAAUCCUGUGGCAUUUGGUAUCGAAGUGAGAGGAACCUGCAGGCCCAUCUCAUGUAUUACUGCAGUGGGAGGCAAAGAGAGGGGCCCCAGCUGUCAGAGGAGAAUGAAGAUAGCACUCAGCAUAUAUCCAGUAUCUGCCCCUUUCCACAGUGUACCAAAAGUUUUUCUAAUGCAAGAGCUCUGGAGAUGCACCUAAAUUCCCACAGUGGAGUGAAAAUGGAGGAAUUUCUGCCACCAGGUGCUAGUCUGAAAUGCACAGUUUGUACUUACACUGCAGACUCGGUGAUUAACUUUCAUCAGCACCUGUUCUCCCAUCUUACUCAAGCUGCCUUUAGAUGCAAUCACUGCCAUUUUGGCUUCCAAACUCAGAGGGAGCUACUGCAGCACCAAGAGUUACAUGUCUCCGGCAACAAAAUUCAGAGAGAAAGUGACAUUGAACAGUCUCCAAGUGGAAAUGAAGAAGGUUUACAGCCGGCAACAGACCUGUUGAGCAGAAAUGAUGUUCCCCAGAGCCAAAAGACCAUGCAGACUAAAGAUGCAAGUUCUGAUACAGAGCUUGAUAAAUGUGAAAAAAAGGCUCCACUUUUCCUUCCAAACCAGAGGCCAGAAACCCAACCUGCAACAAAUAAGCAGAGCUUUUCAUACACUAAAAUAAAAUCUGAACCAUCCAGUCCAAGACUUGCUUCAUCACCAGUUCAGCCUAACAUUGGUCCUUCUUUCCCAAUGGGACCUUUUCUUUCCCAGUUUGCUUUUCCCCAGGACAUCACUGUGGUUCCUCAGGCAUCAGAGAUACUAGCCAAAAUGUCCGAACUGGUCCAUCGAAGACUGAGGCAUGGAAGCAGCAAUUAUCCUCCUGUAAUUUACAGUCCUCUGAUGCCCAAAGGGGCUACGUGUUUUGAGUGUAACAUAACAUUCAAUAAUUUGGACAACUACUUGGUACACAAAAAGCAUUACUGCAGCAGCCGAUGGCAGCAGAUGACAAAGUCUCCAGAUUUCUCCAGCGUUCCAGAAAAAAUGCCGGAAGCUGUAAGUCCCAGUAACGGUCAGAGCUCCAUCAGCAUCUUGAACGCAGCUCCUCACGCAUCAGAGCCAGAGAACCAGCUUCUGCAGACAUCUUGCAUAAACUCUUCCAACGUUUUAGAUUUGAUGGGGCCAAACAAUAAAGGUCACGAGAAAGACUUCACAGCCCAGUCUAAGAAGCUGCCGGCGGCAAGCAAUGGUGAUGAGAAGAUAAACGGAAAACCUGAUGUGAAGAGCCCCGGUGCAUCUUUAGUAGAAGGGGAGAGCGACCCCAACAAGACCACAUGUGAAGCUUGUAACAUUACCUUCAGCAGACACGAGACGUACAUGGUGCACAAGCAGUACUACUGCGCCACACGCCACGAUCCCCCGCUGAAGAGGUCCGCCUCCAACAAAGUGCCUGCCAUGCAGAGAACCAUGCGGACCCGCAAGCGGAGGAAGAUGUAUGAGAUGUGCCUACCGGAACAAGAGCAAAGGCCACCCCUGGUUCAGCAGAGGUUUCUAGAAGUGGCUAAUCUGGGCAAUCCUUGUACAUCUACUCAAGAGUCGGCAGAAGGCCUUGGGGAAUGUUACCACCCACGAUGUGACAUCUUCCCAGGCAUAGUCUCGAAGCACCUAGAGACAUCACUGUCUAUUAACAAAUGUGUUCCACUUUCCAAAUGUGACACUCCCCACUCCGCCGUCUCUUGUCUGGAGAUGGAUGUGCCAAUAGAUCUCAGUAAAAAAUGCUUACCCCCAUCAGAGAGGACAUCUGCUUCUCCCAAAAGGCUGCUCGACUACCACGAGUGCACGGUAUGCAAGAUAAGUUUCAACAAGGUAGAGAACUACCUGGCUCACAAGCAGAAUUUUUGCCCUGUCACUGCCCAUCAGCGUAACGAGCUGGGACAACUGGACAGUAAGGUGUUUCAAACCCCAGAGAGUGAGCGGAACAGCCCAGACGUGAGCUACGAGAGAAGCAUCAUCAAAUGUGAGAAAAAUGGAAACUCCAAACAGUCCUCUCCCAACGGAAACUUAUUUUCCACACACUUAGCAACACUUCAAGGACUGAAAGUCUUCAGUGAAGCGGCCCAGCUGAUUGCUACAAAAGAAGAAAACAAACAUUUGUUUCUUCCACAAUGCCUUUACCCUGGAGCAAUAAAGAAAGCUAAAGGAGCAGAUCAGCUUUCUCCAUAUUAUGGAAUUAAGCCAAGUGAUUACAUUUCUGGGUCUCUUGUCGUUCACAAUACUGAUUUAGAUCAAAGCACAAACACGGAAAGUGAAUCCCCUAAGGGCCCGGUGCCCGCGAACGGGUGUACUGGGCAGAAGAAAGAGUCUCUUCCGCUCUUGCCCAAAAACCGAGGCAUGGUAAUAGUUAAUGGGGGACUAAAACAGGAGGAAAGACCUGCGACAAACCCACAGCAAGAGAACAUUUCCCAGAACCCUCCGCAUGAAGAUGGGCACAAGUCUCCCUCUUGGAUCUCUGAGAACCCCUUAGCUGCAAAUGAAAACGUGUCUCCAGCAAUCCCUACAGCAGAGGAACAGUUGUCUAGUAUAGCUAAAGGCGUGAAUGGUUCUAGCCAGGCCCCAACCAGUGGGAAGUAUUGCCGCCUGUGUGACAUCCAGUUCAACAACCUUUCAAACUUUAUAACCCACAAGAAGUUUUAUUGCUCGUCACAUGCAGCAGAACAUGUCAAAUGA